Molecule: messenger RNA, 312 nt
Organism: Knipowitschia caucasica
Lineage: Eukaryota; Metazoa; Chordata; Actinopteri; Gobiiformes; Gobiidae
Source: the annotation of a GenBank genome assembly
AUGUCUGACAGAGCACUAACCAACCAAUCAGCUCCGGCUCUGGCUGUUGUGUGCCCCCCUCCUCUCCUACCCAGCCCCCCCGCCCUCUAUCUGACUUACUUCAAUGACAAAGCUGGUUCUUCCUGCAGUAAGUGGGACACGGGCAUAAACCAGGGAGGCAUCAGCCCAUUGUUCGCGAAUCUAAAUUUACAGAAUCUCGCCUCCUGUAUCCGCGCCAAGACACAGAGCAGAGAGAGAACCCGUGACAUAACCCUCGCUCACGCACACGCCACAGAGACACCACAGCAGCAGCAGCGCGGCAUGAGCUUCUGA